GCACAGCAGUCCUCAGCACUGCCUAGCAUCGCUAGUGCCACAGUGCGACACGUCGUUUCGAGUUUCUGACGCCCCUUGAAACUUACCACCGUCAUAGCCUCAUUGCGGGAGACAAAUCAACCUUGCCUACAGUUGAGGUCACCUCUUGCACAAUGCCUCAAUCGGCAGAACAUCAAUCUUUUACUCAUUCGCGAGAUGUCCCAGGUCGCGGAGCACAAACUCAUCGUUCUUCCAAAUAUGACGUACCAAAGGCGCCUGAAUUGGACCUUCACCGUAGACUAGCAGUGUUAGGCAUCCGGUUCGUUGCUGCUGAACAGUUGAGUUUGCAGAGUCGUUCAGUAUCGAAGUCUGCAGCAUGCACAAUGUGUUGGGUGAGGAAAGUUGCCUGUAGAAAAGAGGGUAAAUCGAUCUGCCGCCCGUGCAUAAAAUUGGAAAUACCAAAUUAUAUUUGCAACCAGGAGCGUAUGACCGCGCAUAAACCCUUCGAAAAAUGGAAAGACAAGAUCUAUGAGCUCCUUUCCACGACUGUCAAGUCUUUCGAGUCUCAAGACGCAGUACAAGCGGAGUUACAGCACUAUUCUGGGGGCCCAUACCUAAACGUGGCCUGCCAGGAAUUCGUCCCAGCCGAUGACGAUCAAGUCUACGUGCUUGAAAAGAGUUCAGAUGGCUGGCAAUUACAAAGGACUCACGCAUUCUGCCUCUCCAACCCCGCCGUUGACAUUUCUGCAUAUGUCAAAAACUGCAUUCCUUACGCAGUUGCCGAAGCAAUUCAGCGACAAGAUGACGCCUCAGAACUCUUUCGGCUCUCUUGUGAAAAUUAUGCUUAUAAUCCACUCAUAUAUGAUUGUAUGGAGUUAUACACUACGCUCCGACUGCUUCAACGGGGUUGGCGGUUUAAGGGGCAGAACCCUCUCGGAAUGGCUAUGCCUGUCAUCACAGACAGGAAUUCCGCAUGGUAUGGCGCCGUUCCCCCACCUGAAAGGGUCCAAAAACAGCUAGACCAUCGCCUUGAGCUGCAUAUGAUUCAAGUGGAUGAGCGUGUCUUAAAAAAUCUCCAGAAACUGUUUCUUAUCAAGGACAAUCGAGUAUGGGCUCCUGCUACUUUGGCCACUUUCCAUGUUCUACAUGUCCGAGAGCUUGACGGUGGGAGAAUACUUCAUUGGAACAGAUAUCAUGAUACUGCUAGAUUCUGGAACCAUCCAUCCAAACCAGCAACUCUCAUUGGGGAAACUGUGUUAUCCUGCAAUUCAAUCCUGUGGCACUAUCACUGCGCUAUAGGACAGAUACCGCUCGAGUUAGAUUGGGACGAUCCGGUAAGAAUGGCAAUGGUUGGCAAUGACGAACUCUUUCUUUCCACAAUGAAAUCAAUUCAGUUAUAUGUGCAGAUGAUGAGAACUGGAGGUAAGAUCGGUCGGAAAGCCUCAGUUCUGUAUACAGAUGGAAACCCGAAUAGCGUUACUUUCACCAUCAGCUCAUUGUUAUUCACCACUAUGAAAAGCUGUGUUGUAAGUGAUUUCUACUAAGCUGAGAAACAUGUAUGCCGUUGUUUUUACUUUGAUACAUACACCGGAUGCAAAGCUAGAAGGAAAGAAUAGUGAUAUGUUAUAUUAUAUUCUACGUUGAGUAUGGGAACGUUGUCUACCAUCCUCUCUCAUGAUAAUCAAGAAGUCCAGCAUCAAAAUACCUAUUAUGAGACGGGGCUAUUUUGCGUGUCCGGGGCUUGUUUAGAAGUAGAGUCGAUGGUUCGAAUAUUCCGAAGAUGGUUGUCUUGUUGAUCUGGCGGUCCCUAAUCAGUUGUUUCCGUAAUGAUUGAGGCAACUCUUUAGAGAACAUGUUGCGGCGAGCAGUACGUGGCGAGAGUAUCGGCGGCUGAACUAUGAACGAGGAGGAGGUCGGUAUUGGACGAGGAGCAGAACUCGGCUCAAUCUCUUGAAUACUACAACUCGACGGGUUUCCGAAUAGUGUGGUGAUAAGGGAUGUUUGCGUAAUAGUCUCCAAUUUAGAGUCGAUACGCUGGAAAGAGCCAUCAUCAUCUUCCCA
This is a messenger RNA of Verruconis gallopava, 2040 nucleotides long. RefSeq lists its product as uncharacterized. The coding region runs from base 153 to 1523 and encodes 456 amino acids. The transcript has 6 exons. The record is from RefSeq and is a predicted model, not a curated record. Lineage: Eukaryota; Fungi; Ascomycota; Dothideomycetes; Venturiales; Sympoventuriaceae.